This is a messenger RNA of Psylliodes chrysocephalus, 399 nucleotides long. The record is from the annotation of a GenBank genome assembly. NCBI's taxonomy places the organism in Eukaryota, Metazoa, Arthropoda, Insecta, Coleoptera, Chrysomelidae.
AUGGAUAAAAUUAUUGACAAAAUAGACUCGGAGCUUUUAGAAACCGAAAAUGAACUUGUUCCUCAGAAAAGGCGACAUUACCCUCGUUCCGAUCUAUCUGUUUCAACAAAUAGAAAAAUAGAAGCAUUGGAAGUUUGCGAUUCCAUUAUACAACAGAUUAGGACACGAUUCACUUUCACAGGACAUCUUGUAGCUAUAGUAUUAUUCAUGAAAGAACAUUUUAUCGAAUAUCAAAAAAACUUUCCUGAUCAAUGGCUCUCUGAUACAGUUAACGCACAUCAAUUUCUAGAAAAAAAUCGUCUAGAAAAAGAACUGCAAGUACUUUACGAAAGAGAAGAGUUGCAAACCAUUUCUGGAGCCAUUCCUCUCUGUUAUCAUUAUUUUCGCAGGAAGAUAUGA